GGGUGAACAGAAGCAACAGUUAAGGAUUGACGCCCAGUAAAUCCUCCCCGGCCAGGAUACGAACCCAGGACAAAGUGCUCGCGGAACGCCAGGCGAGUGUCAUACCACUACACCACGGGGACAUGUUCCAAACUGGUUAUCCACCGCAAGUCAUAUAAGUUAACCCGGGGACAAGUGACGUCUGUACAGCCACAAAGCUCGGUGUUGCAGCCUACAAGAGGAAUCACCAAGACAACCGCCAGUUGCACAGUCAACACCAUCAACAAUAAUGUCUCAGGAAGGAAAAAUUGGGAUUGUUGGCAGUGGCUUCAUUGGCCGUAGUUGGGCAAUGCUUUUUGCCAGUGUUGGUUAUGAAGUCUAUCUGUAUGACAUCAAACCUGAGCAAGUUUCAUCAGCACUUGAGGACAUCUUACAACAGUUGAAGAACCUCCAGAAAUCAGGACUGCUGCGGGGCAAAGCAUCAGCUGAAGAACAACACAAGUUAAUUAAGGGUGCAAAAACUCUCGAGGAAUGUGUGACAGGAGCCAAAUUUGUCCAGGAGGCUGUCUUUGAGGACUUGGAAUUAAAGAAGAAGGUGUUUAAACAGAUUGAUGAGCUUGUUGAUUCCAAAACUAUUUUGUCAACCUCCACAUCAUGUAUUGUGCCUUCAAAAAUAUCUGCAGACUUGACACACAAGGAAAACUUCAUUGUAUCUCACCCUGUGAACCCUCCAUAUUAUGUGCCUAUGGUAGAGGUUGUGCCGGCUCCAUGGACUUCAAAGAAUGUGGUGGCUCAAACAAAAGAGAUAAUGAUUGAGAUUGGUCAGAAACCUGUUAUGUUCUCACGGGAACACAUUGGUUUUGGAUUGAACAGGAUACAGUAUGCCAUUUUGAAUGAAUGCAACAACUUGGUACAAAGUGGAGUUUUGUCUGCUGAGGAUGUGGACGUCAUGAUGAAGGAAGGACUGGCAUACCGUUACCUUUGGAUGGGUCCGCUUGAAACUGCUGCUCUUAAUGCUAACGGCAUGAAGGACUACCUUGAACGAUAUGGUUCCACCAUAAGUACAAUCACCCGUGAUUUCGCACCCGCUCCCUCUUGGAUUCCGGAGGAGUCUGGAAAAUUCCUCGAGCAAAUGGAUCAGAUGGUUCCAAAGGAAAAACUUGUAGAGCGACGGGCCUGGAGGGACUCGAGACUUGCUGCAGUUGCCAAGCUUAAAAAAGAAAUGAAGGACUAGGAGGCAUCUGGAAAGCAAUAUAUAAUUUGCAUCAAGAGAAGUGCUACAAUAAACACCAGCAAACAUCCAAGCACUAGUAUUUUUUUAAUUAUUUUUUUCAGUGUAGGGACUAUGAUGCAUGUUCCAUGCUUUUUGUAUUUACAGAUUUAACAUUUGUCAUAUUUGCUGUUUUUAGAUUUUAAUGAUUUUUUUUUUGUUUUUUGUUUCAGUAAACAUUUAGAUUUUCUUUAUCUUCCUUAAUAAAUUUAUUCAGGAAACUCUUAUUAUCAUGAUACAAAAGGUCUUCAUGAAUUAAAUGAAUUGUUCAAAUCAAAUUAUAAUCAAAAAUAUGUUUUAUGUAUAUUAGUUAUAGUAAUUAUGAUGAGGCAGUGUGUGCGCACAUGCACAAGACUUACUGUACACAUUUUGCCCUCAUUGUGGGCAUUUACAAACAGUAAUGACUGUUACUAGAAUUAAUCAAUUCCAUUUUGGAAACAGGAAGGCUAAGCAAUAGUAAUUUAGCUAAGAAUAUGUGAGCAGGCAUUUUGAAAAUGCCACUCAUGUGCCUUAGCUGACUGCAUUCCCAUAAUUACAUGGUAGGUGUUUCUUAUUUCAAGAAUUCUGUCAACAUAGAAAGAUGUGUUGGAAAUAAGACAAGAUUCUACAAUCCUUGAGAUACCAAUCAUUAUCAUCUCGAGUUGUAUGGGGCAAUAUUACAGAUUGUUGAAAUCUAUGGGGAUAUGUUGGUUGUACUCUCACACGAAGUGCAACUUGAUGACAUGCUUUCUCCACUUCCUGUCACCCCUUUAGUAAAUAUUCUUUCAACUUCGUUUUCUCUCAUUUGCACUUUAAAUUUGUCUCAAGAUUCUUCCAUGGUUGUCUGUCAGUUGGAUGUGGUGUUAAGGACAGUCUUUGGUACAAAGGAUAAUGUAUCGUUUGCUUGGUCAAUCAGGUUAAGUACUCUUGAGCCUUAUAAUUUGUAGAAUGGGUGACUAUGUGGCCCACUCUUGGUUUGGGGGAUGUACUUAAGAAUGUGUACAAGAGUACCCUUGUUAUCACUUAUGCUUGCUGUCAAAAUUUAAAAAGUGCCUGUUUUGGAUGACGGUCAAAUAAAUAAUGCAGGCGUCCUCAAGUCUCUUAGGUGGCUCUUCCAAUAGUUGUUUUAACUUGUCAAAUAAAUUGAAAUUUUGAAGGAAGAUUUUGUUUGGCCAUCACCACCACCUUAGGCCACCUCCUCAUGUGGUGACUUUCUUUGAUGAAACAUCAAUGAAGAAAUAAUCAGGGGCAUUACAAUAUCAGAUAUAUACUGUGCUUCAUACUCAGGUUGCAAACAUAGUACAGUAUUAACUAUUAUUAAUACAUGCAAUAUGUCCAAAAGGGUUGUUAACAAAAAUAAAUUUUCAACAAUAAGAAGAUUGAUUUUGAAAAAAAUAUUCAUAAACCUAGCAAAGAUCCAAUGGGGGACAGUCUUUACUACUCCAAUGCAAUGAAUAAAACAAUUGAAGUAUACAAAGGCUGUUUGAAAUGUGCUCUUUUGCUGAAAAAAAAAAAAAAACAACUUAAAACAGAAUGUGAACAACACUACAGGGGAAUGAAAAAAAAUUAAGAAUUUCCAAAAUUGGAAAGAGCUUCAAAUUUUAUGGAAAACAAACUUCCAAACCCAGGUCAACAUGGAUUUAAAGUGAAGAUCCUGCCUUUUGCAAUAAGGUAAAUUACAGAGAACAGGUAAAAUAAAGCCAGGAUAUUAAUCCUGGCAGAGUAACAGUCAAAAGCUCUGUACCCCAAGGCACUGCCCUUGCACCCCUACUUUUUCACAUCCUUGUAUCAGAUAUAAACAAAAAUACAAGUCAACUUCAUGUCAACCUUGGUAGUACACAUUGAAAAACAACAAGCCGACAUCAAUAAAGUCUUUGAGCAACAGAAAAUAGCAUAAUUCUAAUCAGGGAUAAACUAUAGAUAGUACUUAGGUUUGGUAAAAAUUAAGAAUUUAAAGAAAAUACAGGAUACAAGACAGUCAUGUCAAUUCAGAAGGAAAAUGACAAAGGAUCUGGGAAUAAUAAUCUUGGAUGACCUAACAUUUAGUGAGCAUAAAGCAAACAGCACCACCCAGGGAAAAUAAUAAAGUGGAUUAUGGAAUUACAAAUCUAGGAAUUCCACCACAAUGCUCUUACUUUUCAAACCAAUGUGCUUUCCUGCUUCAAGUAAUGUUCGGCAUUCAAUUUGUUUCAAAGCACGAGAAAUUUCUGAAAGAGAAUUUAUAACUUACAGUAAAGCACCAAAAUUAUUGGGACAAUCUCAAAGCACUCAAAAUGUACUCCAGAAAGGAGAUGAGAGAGGUAUUAUCCAAGAUAUUUAAAGGCCAGGUCCCAAACACAGUAUGCACAACAAAAUAACCUACACAUGCAAAAGAUAUGAUAGGAAAUGCAAAAUACACAGUAAAGAGUAGAGGUGUCAUAGGCAUGAAGAACACUAUGAACAUCAGAGGUCAGCUCUUCAAUCUCCUCCCAACUAACAUAAGAAAUAUUGCCUUAACAAAAGUGGAUGUGUUCAAGAAACAAUUAGAAAAGUUCUUGCAAAAAGUGCCGGCCCCAAGUUGUGAUGGAUAUUUGGGCCUGCAAACCACUCCAAGCAACAGCCCUUUAUCUAAAGUAAUCACAAGACAAGCCUGUCCCCAGACUGGGCUUGGUGAGUAGAACACUCAGAACCAACUCCAGAUAAUCCAAGUAAUCAUCAUAUAUAUAACAAUAAUUUUCAAUAUUCAUUGAAUAUUGAACUCAUUAUAUAAUUAAUCUACUAGUGGAAACUAAAACAAUCUGCUAAUAGGAAAAUAUUAUUCAUCAAGCUUUCCUUUGUUGUUUUUUUGAUGCUAUAAAAUAUAUUAACUCAAAAAUGAAAGUAAACGUAUAUUUAAGUUGUCCACGAUGAUAUGUUCAUAGUUGGACUUAACAUGCUUGCUUUGUUUUGCGUGAUCUCUUGCUUUACCAACCUUGCUUUUGUUGUACUGUAUUGACAAAACAGAAUUAGUACCAACUCUUGUGUACUUUAUCUUACUAAUAGUUGUGUAAUUUACCUCUGAUGCAAAAGACUCUGGAAUUCGGUAAAAUAUUUGGGGAUGGAAGUAUGGUUAAAUGUUAGUGGAGGUUGGUGUUGACGUGCAUGUGUACCUGUGUAUGUGUGUGUACACAUGCACAUGUAUAUGUGACGAUGUGUACUUGUAUAGCAGUGUAUGGGUAUGUACAGAUGCAUAUGUACUUGUGUAAGGAUGUGUACCUGUGAGUAUGUGUACACAUGCAUGUGUACCUACCUAUGUGUAGCAGUGUACAAUACUUGUGCAAGUUUCGGGUAACAUGCCACCUCUUUGCCAAAUGGUAAAUAUAUUGAUUAAUGAGGUAAAAAUUUUAGUUUGAUAAACUGACUUAAAUUACACUAUUGUGUUAAAGGAUUUUCAGCAUAUUUCAUAUAGUUUUGUUAAUCAUAAUUGUUAUUAGAUACACAACAACAAAUCUGAAACUAAAGGCAAUGACAAAGUUUCAUUCCAUCCUGAACUACAGUACUAUCAAGUUGUGUACACAAAAAAUGUGGUAAAGAAACUGCCCAUACACUAAAUGACAGAUGAAGAGAACACAAAAUAAGUGUCAAGUCUGUAGACACAAACAAUACUGUCUUCUGCCAUGUUAGAAACCCUUAAUCAUCCUCUAGAUUGGCCUUCUAAAAUAAUCCAUCCUGCCUCUACUCUUCAAAGAUCCUGCCUUGUCGAAUUACUCUCGUACACAAAAUGCCUAAUACUGCCUGUUGCCUGUCUCAGUACAUAGUUAAAUGAUUUAACCUUUGUAAUAAAUGUAAUGACUUGUGGGGAGAACCUAGAGGGGCUAAAGCUUUCCCUCUUCUAUUUCACCUCAUUCUCUUCACCAUUUGGCCUUCUACACUUUUCUUUAUUUCCAAUACUUCUACCUUCUUGUCUUUCACUUCUUUUUACUCUCCUGCUGAAAUUUUAGGGAUCACCAUAAUAUCAGAAUUUAAUUGACAUCUACUGUAUAUCCAAGAAAACCUGAAUUUGUGUUUUAAAUAUUUAUAAGAAUUUUAAUCAUUAUAUGAAAAAUAAAACCUUUUUCUUUUUAACUGUACAUACUAUAACAUUUACUUCAUGUGAUGGCUAUUAGUGUAAAACAUCAUCUUCAAAAGUACAGUAUUGCAAGAGUAAUGCAUAAUCAUUCAUAGGUAUCUGGGAUUUUUACACUAGCAAGAACACCACCAUAUAUGCAAGGAAUAGGGUUUACCUUUCUGGGAAGGGUAAGGGGGCAGUUUGUGUGGAAUCGUUAGACAUGGUGCAUAGGCCUCGAAAUGGUAAUUAGUGGCAUAGGUGUAAAUAGGAAAAUCAUGGAUAACUCAGGAGGGGGGGAGUAUAACAGGUACAAAAACAAAAGUUCUUUCCAGUUGAGAUACUCAAGGGAUUGGAUAACUUUAAUCUUAAGGGUUGAGAUAAUAACAAAGCAAAUGAAAAUGGAAGUUGUAAAAUGAAUAUAAAACGUUUAGGACAAGUUUAAGGGGCAGACACAAGCAUAAACAUACCACACUAAGAUGUACAUACAAACAGAGGAGUAUUAGAAAUAAAGUAGUAGAUUUUAGUGUACUUGUCAACACAAUAUAUUAUUACACUAACAGAAACACAGAUGAAUGUGGAAAACAAGAAAACUAAUGACUGAAUAUAAAAUAAAGGUACAGUAUACAGAUCAUUUCACACCUACAGGUUAAACGAGGACAGAGGGUAGCAAUAUGUAUCAGAAAAUAUUUAAAAUCUAAAUCUCUGGUAUCUAUGAAUGGUUUUCAUUACUUAUUAUUAUGAUAAUGAUGCACUCCUACCCUCCCUGAAGCUGUGAGCAGGAGUACACCCUCUAUACUCAUCAUGCAAGCAAUAGUGCACCCUCCAUACCUAUCCUGAGGGUGGUAGUGCUCCCCUGUACCCAUUCUGUGGGCAGGUAUAAGGUACAGGACUUGAUAAUGGUUCAGGACUUAUUGAAACAAUGUCAUUUCCUUUAUUUUCAAAUUUGUGGGUCAAGUCUUAAUUUCAGCUAUGUUAUUGUGACUUACUGUCUGCACAGUUGUAAUCGUUGAAUAUUAAGUAGCAUCCUUGUUAGAUGUGUUUACAGGAUAGAUUCAUAAACUACCAUCUCUGUUAUACUGUACUGUACUUGUUUCAAUACUGAAUGAAGUACAAGUAUUGUGUAUUCAUCUAGGAUAUUAUGAAUCAGGUAUAACGUAAGUGUUCAGUUUCAUAUUUCAAAUUCUUAACCACAGUACAAUAUAUACUAAUGCAGUAUAUUGAUACAUUAAAGUUAUACAUAUACGGUUUUAAAAUAUUGUAUAAAGUAUAUUGUAAGCACUAUAACAAUAUUGGUAUAUUGCUUACAAAAUAAGUAUUAAUAUAUUGCCAACAAUAUACUAAUGGUAUAUUUGUAUAUAACCCACAGUAUACGAAUGGUAUAUUAUGUGCAUUUGCAGUAGUGCAUUAUGAAUCAUGUUUAUAUAAUAUAAAAGUUCAUGUUCAUGUUGCACACAGUAUAUUAUGGAGAGCGGUAUUUUAAAAUAGAGAUAAAGGCUGUGUAGAAGAA
Molecule: messenger RNA, 6801 nt
Organism: Procambarus clarkii (red swamp crayfish)
Lineage: Eukaryota; Metazoa; Arthropoda; Malacostraca; Decapoda; Cambaridae
Gene: Had1
Product: beta Hydroxy acid dehydrogenase 1
Biological process (GO): fatty acid metabolic process
Molecular function (GO): L-gulonate 3-dehydrogenase activity; NAD+ binding
Source: RefSeq, a predicted model, not a curated record